GCAAAAUUGUGUCAGGCUGUCAGUUGUCAAUAAAUGUCAUUUUCCAUUCCCCUCCACCGAUCACAAGUCAUCUCAUCAUUUAUAGUUUAGUUCCAGUGAAAAGAGAAGCCUUCAAUUUUUGUUCGAAGAAAUUUACCAAAAAAAACAUUGUUGAUUGGUUUUUUAUGCAAACCCAAUAAAAACUUUUGAAGCGCGUGUCAAGGGGACGUCAGUUCGUCGAGGAGAUUUCACUAGAAUUGGUGCAAAGUUACAUAAACGUGUUGUAGUAGCUAAUUUUUGUAGCCCUUCAUGGGCACAAAUAAUAAAACUUUUCCAGUGGACGAGGCAAGCUAUUGACAAAAAUGUUGUAAACAGAGAAAAAUCAAAUCAUGUGCAAGUAAAUAAAAUAAUAAUCCACAAUGAAGAUCGACAGGUCAAGAGUGCGCAAAAGCACUUCAGAAAUACCAGCCGAGUGUCAAGAACUUAUUGAGAGCAUACAACAAUGCUCUCGUACUGAACUUCUCCAUGAAUUAUCAAAGAUAAAUUCAUGGACAUUUGGAAAAUGCGAGUUGCUUCAUUGGGCCCAAGUUUUGGAUCUAUUCGACAAGAUUUUGGGCGCUGCUGCCGAAAGAAGCGAAGAAAAUAAAUGGGCUUUAAAAUGUGAUAGUUUCACUGGCAAGGACAAAAUGUUAUUGAUAUGCAUCUUGAGAUUCACAAGUUUAUUGAUAGAACACUCAUUUUCACGACACCUCUACAACUCUAUGGAACAUUUGUUGGUUUUGCUAACAUCUAACGAAAUGAAUGUUGUAUUAGAGGUUUUGAAUUUAUUAUACAUGUUUUCCAAGCGUAGUAAUUUCAUUACACGUCUCAAGACUGAAGAAAAGGAAUGUCUCUUGGACCGCCUUCAAUAUUUAGCUGAGAAUUGGGGUGGUAAAGAAAACGGCUUCGGUCUUGCAGACUGCUGUAAACAAGACAGUGAAAUACCAAGCUCGGCUACAACAUUACACGUUGAAUUCCAUAGAGAAGAUUCCGCAAAGUCACCGAAUAAAGACAAUAACGAAGUAAAUCCCAAAUCCAGCAAGCCAAACUUGCAUAUCAUUCAUAUAGAGCACAUUGAUAAGCUAGAAAAAACUCCUGCUGAAAUCAUGAAAUCACUCAAAAGCAUGUAUUAUAUACCAACAGAAAAGGAGAUGUGGCUGUUUACCCAUGUUAGAUUGGCGACCAAUUUUGCUACCCUUGAGAAAAGGCUCAAAUGCGUCCAAGCAAGACUUCAAGCGCUUUCUGUUCUUGUUUAUGCAAAUGCGAUACAAGAUUCUACAUCAAACUUGUUGUACAAUGGCAUUUUGGAAGAGCUCGUUGAGGUUGUGGAAUUAAAUGAACCUGAAUUGACUGACAUACGAUGUGCAGCUUUGAGAACACUAACUGCUAUUAUUCAUUUAGACAGAAACCCGCAAUUUCCUAAACGACCAGGAUCUAGACUCAACAGUAUUAUAGAUGUGACUGGAGCAAGUCAAUAUCAUGGCUUCUUACCAGUGUUGGUUAGAAAUUGUAUAGUUUCACUUACUAACGAUCAACAACGGCGUUCGAAAAAGAGAAAACAUCAUGAUUCAUCUGAUGAAACGACCGAGACUUUAUCUGAUGUUGAAACAAAUAUCGGAGUAAAUGCCAUACAAGCACUUUCUGCACACUCGGAAUAUAAGUUUCCUGUCAGUUUAACAACUGCUCUAUUUUCCUUUUUGUAUCAUUUAGCAAGUUAUGAUGUUGGUGGCGAAGCUUUGGUUUCUUGUGGAAUGAUGGAGUCUCUUUUGGAAGUUAUUAAUUGGCAAGGAUAUGAACUUGAUCAUAUUACUUUUGUAACAAGAGCUGUGAGAGUUAUAGAUCUCAUAACCAACAUUGAUAUGCAAGCCUUCCAAGUUCAUGGUGGAUUGACUAGUUUUAUCAAUAGAUUAGAUAAAGAAGUCAAUUUUUGUAAUGAUGAUCAACUGUAUCAAUUCCCAGCUCAUAAUCUGGAUGAUAAUAUUCCAGUGAAUGAAGACAACACUCCCGUAGUCGAAUUGGAAUAUGUGGAACAUAACGCUGAAAACAGCUGUCUCCCUCAAAGGGCAGCGUUACUUAAAUCUCUUCUGAAUUUUUUGAAGAAAGCAUUUCAGGACGCUGCAUUUGCUGAAAGUAUUCGACAUUUAAUGGAAAGUCCUCUACCAUCAGCACUGAAAAAUAUAAUUGCCAAUGCUGAAUAUUAUGGUCCAUCGUUAUUUUUACUAGCUACUGAUGUUGUUACUGUAUAUGUCUAUCAAGAACCUACUGUGUUGCCUGCAUUACAAGAUAAUGGUUUGACCAAUAUUGUCCUAAAUUCUCUGCUAAUGAAAGAGGUGCCAGCAACUAGAGAAGUACUUGGUUCUCUCCCAAACGUUUUUAGUGCCCUUUGUCUCAACGCCCGCGGCUUAGAGUUAUUUGCACGACACAGACCGUUUGAAAAACUUUUCCAUAUAUUGCUGUCGCCACUUUAUUUGCCUGCAAUGAGAAGAAGGCGCAGCUCGGAACCAUCAGCAGACACAGCUUCUAAUCUUGGCAAUGCUAUGGAUGAACUAAUGAGGCAUCAGCCUAGUUUGAGACAAGAUGCCACAGUAGCUAUAGUAAGCCUGCUUGAAGAACUCGUUUUUCUGGGAAGCGAUCCCAAAUUCAUAUGUUGGAGGCCCCAUGGACGCGCGGAACCGCUUAGUACCACACCUGGAAGAGCUGCACCAACAGAAGGAUCCUCUGAUGAAGAAGAAGAGGAUGAAGAUGAGACCUCUACAAGUUCCAACGCACAAACUCAAAAUGAAAGUAAUGCUACACAAUCGCCUGCAGGAAAUGAACGUCAGCUUAUUCCCUUGAUUGAUUAUAUACUUAACGCAAUGAAAUUUAUAGAUGCCAUUUUAAGUAAUAAUUCAACUGAUGAUCAUUGCCGGGAAUUUGUUCAGAAGGGUGGUUUAAGACCGCUACUUCGCCUCCUAGGUCUUCCCAAUUUGCCAGCAGAUUGUCCAGUAACAAACCCAGCUCAAUCUGUAGCAACUGUAUGCAAAAGUAUCUUGAACCUGGCCCACGAACCAUAUCUAUUUCAAGAAGGCUUGCACCAAUUAAGCGAAGUUCUUGACAAUCUAAAACCUCUCUGCUCACCAACCAACGAUACUAAGCCAACGAUGGGAGGUUCAAAGCUGUUAAUGGAACUAGCUAGCGCUCCAGAUGCAUCUGCAGCUUUUAGCUCUGCCCAAGCCACCCCAUUAUUACACGGCAUGAACGCAGCACACGGUUAUGUUUUGAUGUUCGUCCAUGUUUGUCGCACUGGACAGCCAGAGAUACGUAACCUAUCUUUACAUCAUUGGGGCAAGAAAGAAGGAUCGAAAGUUUUGAAAGGACUAGCUGAUUUGUACACAGCAUUAGUUUGGGAAAGUACUCUUUUAUUGGCCUAUUGCAGUGACGAUUUGAUUCCAUCGGAAUGUGAUUUCACCCGAGAAAGUAUUGAAAAACUGAACCAAUUUUUUGACAGGUGUGAAACUACUCAACAUGUAACUGAAAUUCCCUCCAAUCAUUCUUCUGGAAUAGAUGUUGGUGUUGUGCCUAUGGAUAUUGAUGGAAAUGAAUAUUCGAAAUCUGACAGUAGAAAUUUAAAAUAUAUAAAACCACUAUUGGGAGCUUCCUCUCGCCUGGGACGUGCUUUAGCCGAAUUAUUUGGGCUUUUGGUAAAACUAUGUGUGGGUUCUCCAGUUAGACAGAGGAGGGGUCAGAAUAUUAUAACUGCACCUCCUGUUCCUACCGUCCAUGCCAAAAAGGUGGCACUAGCUCUAAACCAACUGCUUGCGAAAGGUUUAGACUGUGAUUCUCUUCCCCCAUGUCCUACACCAAAAUGUCGACUCACAUUUUUGAUUUGCAGUGUUGGAUUUACAAGUCCAAUGUUAUUUGAUGAACGACGUUUCCCAUAUUAUUUGAUGUUGAAAAAGUUUGUUAGUAUGGGUGGUCAAGCUACAUUUUUCAAAACGUUUAAAUGGGCAUUGGGUGCUGAUGAAGGUCCUAGUGAUGUCAACGCAUUGCCAGAAGGCACACUUGGAUUUUUGGAUGCCUGGUUAACUUUAUUGGAAAAAAUGGUUAACCCUAAAACUAUUUUAGAGAGUCCUCAUGUUGUUUCAACUAGACCCAACGCAACAUACCGUUUCGAUCCUAUUAAAUAUUUGAUACAAAUUCAUAGGCUUGCAUUUGAUAGUAUUGAAAAAUUAUGGAAACAUACGCCAAUUACGUCUUAUGGUAAUCGCAUUGCUGAUACAAUAUUGACCAUCCUGAGACACAUAUAUUGGGGUGAAAAAAUUAUUAAAGAAAAAUUGAAGCCAGAAGAUACCAGACCUACUACUAGUGCUACAACUACUGAUCAACCAUCUACUAGUAAUAAUGGAUUUGUAGCAGUCAGAGAUAGUGAAGUUAAUUUGCGCCAGUUAGAGGAUAUGGGUUUUUCUCGUGAGAAUGCAAUAGACGCAUUGCUUCAUUCCUCUAGUGUCGAGCAAGCUACAGAUUACCUAUUAUCGAAUCCUCCACAGGCGGCAAGAGCCUCUACGUCCGCUGUGGAUUCGGAAACAGUUGAGGACGAUCAAGUUUUACAAGCCAUCGCUAUGUCUCUAAGUGAUAAUAGUAAUUCUGAAAAUCCCCAUGCUACUUUUGAGGAAUUACAAGCACUGCUAGACGAAUUUACAACAAGUGCUCUUAAUAUGUGCUUGGACCUUUUAAAUAAGAUGCCGGAUUUGGUUCAUAAGACUUGUGAACUUUUGGUGACUAUAAUGAAACGAAAUGGCAAAGAAUAUAGAGAUUCUGUUUUACAAGAAAUUGCAGGGCAUAUUCUUAAGAACGCUAUGGAUAUUUACUCCGCCACAGUUAACAAAUGUCCCGGUAAAAUUGCCUUUGAUGCAAUGGUUGAUACAGUUUCUUGUAAACGUUUAGCCAAUUACACUCAUCUCUUUAUUUUGUUUUAUGAAGUGGGAUUUUAUUAUGAAAUGAAAUUGCCUUUUUUGGCACUCUAUGGCUCGGAAACUAUAAACUUAAUAAUAAGAUUGAUAAAAAAGGCCCAACAUAUAAUAUUUAGAGUUUUCAAAAAUACUAGAGAUAUUCCAGAACCGAAGUGGCUGGCUUCAAGCUUAUUGCUCGUCGACGCAUAUUUGAAAGUUGCUAAUCGUACUGAUCGUAAAUGUAAAAUGCACAUCAGUACCAAUAGGGUGUGGCGCUGGUAUGAUUUGGUCACCGGUAAAUGGACACAUUACUCUGCCGCAAAUAAUUUAGCUAUAAACGAAGCUUACUGGUCCGGAGAACAGAGUGUAAAAAUCACUUAUAACCGCAAAAGAUACACGAUCACUUUUCCAUACAUGCUACAAAUGAAUGACGAAACUGGCAACAAUAGACCCAUUGCUAUGACUCUUUUGUCAUUCACCCAUCCUAGUUGCACUGACAUAAACGAGAAAGUACCUAAGGAUACUCUAUUUGCAGAAUUGACUGAGAAAGAGGCUCUUCGAUGUACUCCUGUUCCAUCAAUGCCAAGAUUUGAAAAAAGAUUAAUUUUGAAAUCCUGCGUUAAUAUGCUACACAUGCCUUUGGAACGAGACCUGUUGCACUCUAUUUUACAAAUAUGUGUAAGAUUCACCAGAGAAUUCAAAAUGGCUAAAGAAUUCGUUCGUGAGGGCGGUGUUAAAUGUUUGCUUUCAAUAAGGCAUAUUGCUGAUUUUGGAGGGUUUGGAGUACUAGCUACAAUUUUAAUUCGUCAUGCUUUAGAAGAACCUGACACUCUUGCUUUUGCAAUGGAAAAAGUAAUUAGAGGAAGAAUUUUGACCUCAAUUCCACCUCCUUACCGGGACCUAGUCUAUUUAACUAGACAAUUUGGAGCCGCAGUAACUCGAGACCCGAAUAUGUUUUUCAAAGUUGCUAGAAACAUUCUUCGAGUUGAUAUUUCUGCUUGUAAACCUGGCGAUUCACUUGAUGUUGUUCUUCCUAUCAAAGCUGAACCACCUGCAAUAUAUAAAGCCCCUGAUUACGAUGAGCCAGUAUCGAUUCAAGUCAUUUGCGAUUUGUUGGAUGCACUUUUAAUGCCGCUAUUUGAAAAAUCAACAGUGGGGACUAAAACUAGUAAAAAGGAAUCUAACAAACCUGAUACUUCAACUGCCGGGGAUUCACUUGCUUCAAACAUAGCUGGCCCUUCCACUUCAAAUGCUACCACUAGCAAUACAGAUAAAACUAAAGACAGCUCUAAGACAUCUGACGAGGAGGUAAUUGAAUCUAAGCCUAUGCUCCCCAAGUCGGUGGUCCUUAAAAUCUUAGCUGAUGCAGUCAUUUCCUAUGCGCCUAUUGCCGAAUUAAUUACAGAGCACAUCUAUGAAGCUGGAUGCCAUCCUAUAAUAAAAAAAGAUACCUCAGCCCUUGCUUUUAUUUUUGAUAAAAUUCUUCCAGAAACGGAAAAUCUUUCUGAUUCUGAUUGUUCUUCUAUGUGCCGCAUAUUAAUAGCUGCUUUGGCAUCAGCAAACCAUUCAUCUGAAGCCCAGCUUACACUCGUAAACGAAGUAAAGUGUGCGUUGUACAGAGCUGUCCAUUUACCAGAAUCAUCAGAAAAACAUAGUCAGAUCCAGCACAUUUGUGGAAUUAUUUAUACUAUGAUUGAUAAUUGUCCCAUGCAUCCAAGAGCUUUGCCUAAUGUGUCACCUGUGAAUAAUAUUAUUAAGAUACUGAUACGAAGAGGGUUAUUUAGUGAUUUAGCUAAAAUUUCCCAUUUCUUGGACCUUUCCUCUCCACAUAUAUCUUUUACACUAAAUGCAGCUUUAAAACCAAUGGAAUCUCUUUCUAGAAGUAUAAACAUGCCAAAUCCAAGUACUACUACAGUUAGAGGAAGAAGGACAUCCACUGGUACCCGUGAAGACCAUCGCUCUGCAUCGGGAAACCCACAACACGUACAAAUAGAAGAAGAUUUGGAGAAUGUUGAUGACGGUCAAGCAGAAGCUACUAUAGAUAGAAGAGAUGCAGAUGGCGAACGUGAUAGGUUGGAAGAAAUUAUGGAACAAAUUUUGGAAGCUGAAACAGAACGGGCGGUACCCAUGGAAGGUGGACCUCUAGGUUUUAAUCCAGAAGCAGAUCCUACGGAAGAAAUGAUUAGUACAGAUUCAGGUGAAUCUGACUCAAAUCCUUCAGAUGAUAAUGAUGAAGAUGGUAAUAAUGAUGAUGAUAAUGGAGCAGACGCCAACAUCGAAGACAAUGAUGGUAAUAAUGAUGGUAACAAUGAUGGAGGUCGUAAUAAUGGUGAAAGAAGAAUUAGAGCCCCUGAACUAUUAGAGGAAACGCCUGGUUUAUUUAGACUCGGUACUAAUGAAAGAGGAGAUGAAGAUGUACUAAUGAUACAUUAUGAUGCAGAAGAUGCAAAUCCAUGGCCGAGAUUUAUCAGAUACAAUGAUAACAGGUUUUCUGUUCCUGUGUUGGACGAAAAUUCUGGUGACCAAGUUAUCAUCCAUCCUCUAUUAUUAUCAAGAAAUACCGACUCUAACCAUCCAGUGACUCGGACUCAACGUACAACUCGUCCUAGAAGAUAUCAAUACCUAUUUGACGCAAGAAAUCCUAACCCGCCUGUGAUAUUGCAAAGAUUAUUGGGAACACACGAUCCACACGCUAUGGCUAAUAUGAUGACUGCCAAUAAUAUUUUGGCAGGGCCUGCAGAAGUUACCAGGGAACAAGCCAGAGUCGUUAUUAUGGAUAAUUUUGGAAUUAUUCCUUCCAACGAGGAGCAAAUCGACUUUGUGGAUCAAUCUGGUUAUAUGUUUGGACCGAGUCUAGCCGCUACGUUGAAUUACGUUCCUCCAGUAGUACAUUGGUGGAAUAUGGAAUCGAAAAUAUUAGAUAUGGAGUCAGUGUUUGAUUGUACUGCUUGGAUUUGCAAUAGAUUAAUACCAAUCCUGAUAAGACACAGAAAUAACGACUUAAGAUUAAGUCAAGCCACACAGGAGAAAAUUAAAAAACCAAAAACAAAGCCAGUGGCAGAGUUAUCUGGACAGUCAGGGGAGUUUCUUGUGUUUAAUUUUGAUGGAGUAGAUUCGAGAGUCCAGUCUUCAACCUCAUUAGCCCAAGGGCCAGCUCAAGGGCCAGCUCAAGUUCAAGAAGAAGGAGAAGCGGACGCUUCUGACAGUUCCGAUUCUGUUGUAAUUGGCCUUAUACCACAAUUAGUGGCCAAUUAUCCUACUACUCCAAGCUCUGAUGGUAGUUCUUCUACUAGAGAAAGAGAAAAUGACGAUCCACAACAACCACCUGUGCCACUUGCCCCUAUCGCGCAAAUGACUGAUGAUUUAGACAGGGAGAGAACAGACACAGACCUAGAGGGAAGAACAAACAGUGGUACAAGUUUAUCUGAGAGAAUAGAAGUCAUAGAAGAGGUACAACUUUCAGAUGCAAGUACAAUACAUGGCCCAUUUCUGCACGACGAUUUAGAUUUGGAAUUGGAAUCAAUGGAGGUGCGUCGAUUAUCGAGGAUUCAGCAAUCUGCGAGAUUUACUGAUGCAUGGGCCGCCCAAGCAGCAAAUCAAUUAGGCAAUCAGUCGUCUUCGCCAGAUUCUGAUGAAACACAAUCACAUUCGGCUAGAGAGGAAAACUCAUCUAGAGAAACAGAAAACUCGCCCAGGGAAGAAGAAAAUACGCCUAUAGAACCAGAACAAUCGCCUAGAGGAGUAGAAGAGGAAAUGGAGAGAGAUGAUAAAACCUUGACGGAGCAAGAGCUUCAAUCUAUAUUAUGUUCUAAUCUAGAAUUUUUAGCGAGAGAGAUGGCAGCUGAGCGUGCAGAAUCAGAAAGAAUAGGAAUUGUUCCAGAUUGUACCACCACAGAGAGCACUGCUGAUCCAUCUUCCCCUCACGAGCCUGAAAACACUGCUCGCGAAGAAAACCUGUCUAGAGAACAAGAACAAUGCCCUAGAGAAGGAGAAAUGGAGACAGAGACAAUGGCCAUGAUUUCCAGUCGUCCUACCCACAGGCCUUCCAGUCCUGCCAUCAGCGCAACUAGCCCUAGCUACGGACAUCCUAGUGCCUCCAACAACCUAGCUACCCCUUACUACAGGGACCCCAGUCCCUCCUCCAGCCCAAUUAUCGCUAUCACAUCCAGCCCAGCUAGCCCUACUGAUUGUAACCCAACAAAUCCUGCUGAGUGUGGCCCAACUAAAACUGAGCGCAGCCCAACAAGUACUACUGAGUCCAGCCAAACUAGCCUUGUUGAGAGCAUCCAAUCUGGCUCUCAGAGCAACCCGACUUCUCCCUCUGGCAAUAUAGAUUUGGUGAAUAUUCUCACCAACCCAAAUAGCCCUUAUGACUGCAAUGCAGAUGCUGCACCAACUGUAGGGUCUGACAAUUUACCCGAACCCAGACGAGCUGAUCUGACACCUUCUGUGAUCUCAAUAAGUAGUGGCUCAGAUUCUUCUGUGAUAUUAUUGGGAGAAUUAUCGCAGAACAAUGCCGCUGAGCAGAAUAAUACUCGUGCCCGGGCUAAUGCUCCUGUCCAGGCUAAUGAUGCUGUCCAGAGUGAUCCUGCUGUUUUGGCCAAUGCUGCAAUUCCUAUUACUACUGAUGUCCAGAGUAAUGCUGUUCAGACUGAUGCUGUCCAGACUACUGCACUCCAGACCAAUGCUUCUGUCCAUAAUAAUGUUGCUGUUCAGGACAAUGCGACAGUUCCGGACAGUGAAGAAUUUAUCAUAAUAUCAGAUACCAAUUCUGAAACUAGAUCUUUCGUAAGAAGUCCUGGUUCCCAACAAGAUGUAUAUGGAGAUGACUUUCAUCUGCAUUUGGAAUAUGUGGCUAAUAGAAGAGGUUUUGAUCGUAUACAUGAUGAAGGCUCUUCAAGCAGCAGUUCUUCCGAUAUGCCAAGCCAGGCAGCGAGUAGAAGCGGAACGCAAAAUCCUGUGGUUCCUGGUCCUCCAAUCUCAGCUGAAGAUGAUGAAACUGGGGAAGGAGUUGACAAUCCGGAACCACAAUGGUCUCCCGGACUCAGCAGUGCUGUAGACGAGGAAGAAAUACCGGAUGGUGUAGAUCCUUCGUUCUUAGAAGCUUUACCACCCGAAAUAAGACGUGAAGUACUCGAACAACAAAGACUUAUUUCACUUCAGCAACGUUUGGCUAGCACAGUUACAGAAGAAGCACCUCCAGACCCUCCAGCUGAAGCGGGAGAGGCGGGAGAAAGAUCAAGUUCCUCAGAAGGUUCUCCAGUGGUUAGUCCUGAAUUCUUGGCAGCUUUACCUCCAGCUCUGCAAGAAGAAGUGUUAUCGCAACAGAGGUUUGAUCAACAGCGACAGGCAGCUGCUAGAGCUCCACCAAACGAACCUGUCGAUGCGCAUGCAUUUUUCCAAACUUUACAACCAUCACUGAGGAAUUUGAUAUUAGCAGACAUGGAAGAGUCGCAAAUAUCAGCAUUACCACCAGAACUAGCAGCCGAAGCUCAAAACUUAAGGCGCGAUUGGUAUGCGAGGAAUAGGCAAAUUGCCCAAGAAAGAUUCUUACAAAGCAAUUUGCCAACUAUCAUAAGACAGAACCGGGCUGGACGUGGCGGACAUAGGCCUAUUUCGAUUCAGAGGGGUGCGUGGAGCCAAUGGGGUCGAGAAUUUAUGGCUAGUACUGCGGUUCGAAGCCCUAGCACUCAGGUGCGAAUUCGAGGGCGUCAGCUUGUAGACCAUGAGGGCAUAUCUUGUCUUCUGAUACUACUAUUCACAGACGAUACUCAUUUGAACAAACUUCGUCUACACAGAGUGAUAAGAAAUUUGUGUUACCACGCUCCAACCAGAGAAUGGAUUAUAAACGCUUUGCUUUCGAUCAUCGAUAAAAGUGUGAAUACGAAACCUGAUGAGUCUCUUAAUAAGCCUGCGAGAAAGGUACCACGUGCUGGACCUUUGACAAGUAAAUUGCAAACAGAUUCUCGUCACUUAAAUACAGGUGGUCACUGGCUGACCAUUCGGAUGGAAGCUGCUUUAGGUUGUGCAGCCAAUGUUUUUUUGAUCAAUAAAACCAGUGGUAAAAAGGCAGUUGGUGGACAUCAAGCUAUAGGGCUUCAUCCUCAAGCAGCUCCUGUUGUUUGUCGCAAUACCUUAGAUUUAUUUACUGCUUUAGCUAAAGCAUUUCCGUGUUGCCUUUUGCCCAUUAAAUUAUUCAGAGAAGAAGAUCUUGACAGGAAUGCUGUGCCGCCUGUUAAAUUGAACGCACCAGGCCAACCAGAUUUCUGGGAUAUUUUACUUAAGUUGGACUCAGCCGGUAGCAAAAAAGGCAAGAGUAUAGCCAAAUCUACCAACUUUUAUUCAAAUUCUGGAGAGCAGGAUAAUUUAUCAUUUGAAAAUACAGUGUUUGGGAAGCUUUUGAACAUGUUGGGAUCCCCAGUUGUCAACAGGAAUACUCAACUCACAGACAACUUACUUAAGCUACUGUCGGUCACCACUGCUGGUAUGCCUGAUGUAUUCAAACCUUACAGACCUAAGACAAGCAAAAUCAAAACUGAAGUUAUGAGUGCUGCUUCCGUACAAGCAUUAUCUUUGGCUGUGAGCGUGAUAACCUAUAAAAAUUGCUCUGAGGAAGGUUUAGAAUUCAUUACCACAUUGCUUUUGAAUCUUGCAAGUGCAUCACAAGACAUGACCCACAUGAUAUUAGAACUUUUACUUGACGGUGCAGCAGAAAUAGGUAUGAAAGUAGAAGAGGAAAUUAAACACAUGCUCGAAGAUCUGAAACACCUUAUCAGCUGCACUCCGAAAAAGAAAGAUGAUAAAGAAGGACCUUCAACUUCUAAAGGUGUUAUUUACAACAGAUUCACCAAAGAACAAGUGAUAAUAAUGGCAUCAGCUAAAGUUAAAGCAGCUUGUGAGCUUCAGCUACCUUCUAUGGUACCUUUAACAUCAAAAUCUUCUAGUCAAAUAUUCUUUUUGAGAGUUCUACGUGUUAUUGUACAGAUAAGAAAUUCCAUUAAGAACAAUAUUAAGAGAAACAGACUAGAAGCGGACCUCGUAGCUUUAAGUGAACAACUUCGGACUCUGGAAAGUCUAUGGGAGACUCUCAGUGCGUGUCUAUUAGAACUAGAACACGCGCCCGACCAUCAUGCUGUUCUAGUAUUACAGCCGGCUGUGGAAGCUUUCUUUUUGGUACAUUCGCCACAACAAGGAGCUGUCAGUUACAAGGACUUCGAAAAAGAAACUGCAACCGUUAACGAAGUCGAAGCAGUUGUUGAUGUUCAUCAGCAAAGUGACGGUGAUGCACCUGUCGCCGGUGAAGCUGCUGCUAGUGCUCACAGUAAUAUUGCUGCGGCUCAAAGUAUUGUUACUGCACUUGCAGGAGCAGUGCUUUCAAGAGCAGGGACUUCAUCAAGCCAAGAUGAGAGCUCUUUUUCGUCUUCCUCGACCACAGUAGCUGGACGUCAAGUUAGCCCAGAGCAACAAAAGUUCCUGGCAUUUGCCGAAAAGCACCGUACCGUACUAAAUCAAAUUCUAAGACAGAGUACCGCCCAUUUGGCUGACGGUCCAUUUGCGGUUUUAGUGGACCACACCAGGAUUUUAGAUUUCGAUAUCAAGAGGCGUUACUUUAGAACAGAAUUGGAAAGAAUGGAUCAUGGAAUCCGUCGCGAAGAAACCGCUGUUCACGUCAGACGAUUGCACGUUUUUGAAGAUUCCUUCAGAGAGCUUUUCAGAAGAACACCUGAAGAAUGGAAGAAUAGAUUCUAUAUAGUAUUUGAAGAGGAAGAAGGUCAAGACGCUGGUGGUCUUUUGAGAGAAUGGUAUGUUAUAAUUUCCAGGGAUAUAUUUAACCCUAUGUAUGCCUUAUUCACUGUGUCUCCUGGAGAUAGAGUUACUUACAUGAUAAAUUCGGCAAGUCAUUACAACUCUAAUCAUCUGUGUUAUUACAAAUUUGUGGGCAGAGUUAUUGCUAAAGCCAUAUAUGACAACAAACUACUCGAGUGCUAUUUCACACGUUCAUUCUACAAACAUAUUCUGGGAAUACCUGUGAAAUACACUGAUAUGGAGAGCGAAGACUAUACUUUCUACAGGGGACUGAUUUAUCUAAUGGAGAAUAAUAUUAAGAAUCUAGGUCUGGAUUUGAUGUUCAGCACAGAAAUCAGCGAAUUUGGUGUAACUGAAACAAGAGAUUUAAUACCAGAUGGUCGUCACAUUCCUGUUUUGGAAGAAAACAAAAUGGAUUACAUCAGAUUGGUUUGCCAAAUGAAAAUGACAGGAGAAAUUAAACAACAAUUAACAGCUUUCUUAGAAGGUUUCUACGACAUAAUUCCCAUGCGUCUUAUUUCCAUUUUUAAUGAACAAGAACUUGAACUAUUGAUUUCUGGGUUGCCUAAUGUAGACAUAGAUGAUCUUAAGGCUAAUACAGAAUAUCACAAGUAUCAAUCUAACUCAUUACAGAUUCAAUGGUUCUGGCGCGCCCUAAGAUCUUUUGAUCAAGCCGAUCGAGCAAAGUUCCUCCAAUUCGUCACAGGUACUUCUAAGGUGCCUCUUCAAGGCUUUGGAGCUCUUGAAGGUAUGAACGGAGUUCAGAAAUUCCAGAUACAUAGGGAUGAUCGGUCCACAGAUCGAUUGCCGUCCGCACACACAUGCUUCAAUCAAUUAGAUCUACCAGUAUACGAGACAUACGAUAAACUGAGAGCCUACUUGUUGAAAGCUAUACACGAGUGUUCUGAAGGUUUUGGCUUCGCUUAAAAUAAUCCCUUUAAUGUUAAUUAAGACUGAUGUGUUAAUUUGUUUAUAUAUCUAUCUAUAGCAUAGUCUUGAUGUGUAAAUAAAGUCAAAUUCAUAAUAUCUGUUCGACAUUUGCACCACAGCAGUCGCGAGAGAUGACUAUAAUAACUUUAAUGUUAAAUGUACAGAAAACUGUAAAUUCAAUAAUUAUUUUUCAUUUAGACAUGUUCAGGGCAGUGUAUUUUUGUAAAUGGGCCCCUAAGGCAAUCGAGUGUGAUAAAAUGAACUUGUUGUAGGUUCACCUGCAACUAUAAUAUUUCAAUAUUAAUAUAAUAUCUAGGAUUUUUAAGUUUUUCUCGUUCAUUAAUAUUAUUUUGAGUUUUUGUUUAUUUUAAAUCAGAUUUGAAACUGAAAUCCAAUUUGUGAUUUAGUUUUUUAGUUUCUUUUGAUAACUGCUGUUCUUUGUAUUAUUCUCAAGACAACUAAUUAUUGUAAUAAAAUUGUAUCUUGAAAUAUAUAUUAAUUUUGGUUUAUA
Messenger RNA from Ceutorhynchus assimilis (cabbage seed weevil), 14193 nucleotides. The record is from the annotation of a GenBank genome assembly. NCBI's taxonomy places the organism in Eukaryota, Metazoa, Arthropoda, Insecta, Coleoptera, Curculionidae.